Messenger RNA from Paramecium pentaurelia, 357 nucleotides. The record is from the annotation of a GenBank genome assembly. NCBI's taxonomy places the organism in Eukaryota, Ciliophora, Oligohymenophorea, Peniculida, Parameciidae.
AUGUAAAUCACAAGCUAAGCUUAUCAAACAAUCUCUACAAUUUUCCAAGAAAAUACUUCAGAAAUUUAGAAUAUUGAAUUCAUUUGUCAAGAAUUAAAAACCAUCUGUACUGUUUCUUACCAACUUAUUUCUCCUAAAAUUUAAUAGAAAUCCAUUAGAAAAAAGAAAAUAAAGAAUAACCUUUAAUAAGAGAACAAAUAUAGUGAAUCAAAAAAAGUCACUAAUCAAAUAUAAAAUAAUUAGACUAUCCAAAAAUAAAGUAUUGAUAGUUAAGAAGAAUUAGAAUCAAAGAUAACCCUUAUUGAUAGUCUCUAAUAAUAAUUAUUGUACUUAAAAAUGAUGAUAUCAAAAAUGUGA